Messenger RNA from Symsagittifera roscoffensis, 1514 nucleotides. RefSeq lists its product as uncharacterized. Bases 432 to 1139 code for a protein of 235 amino acids. The transcript has 8 exons. NCBI's taxonomy places the organism in Eukaryota, Metazoa, Xenacoelomorpha, Acoela, Convolutidae. The record is from RefSeq and is a predicted model, not a curated record.
GAGCUAUAUGUAACAUAGCUGGCUGAAGUUUUGAAUGAAUGUAAAAUGUUCGCUUCAUAAAUCAACUGAGAGUACCUUUUACGCUACGUCACCAAAACAUUAUAAAUUACACAUCCGGCACUCCUUUUAAGCACAAUAUUUACGUGAACAAGUUGUCUUUGAAGUGCUCACCUUCUUCAGUAAAUAAAGUUUUAAAAUCGCAACAACGAUUUACAUUCGAGUUUAUUCUGGUAUAAUUUUAAUUUUGGGUAGUGUUACUGUAUGUAAACGUUUUGUUGGUCUGCCUGAAGCUGGUUUUGUAACUGGUUUUACCCAGUUUUUACUUGAUUCGUUUGCUAGUUUCCAUUUACCAAACUAAAAUUUUUGUGCUGAAAGUUGACCUAAAAGUGAAACUUACCACUUUCCGAAUAAAUUAAUCGUUACUUUUCCGGAUGUCUGGACUUGGCGGUGGUUUUCCAGCGGACAAGCUUAGUCGAAACAGACUUUACUAUGACGCUCUCUACGGUCCAAACCCCCUAGUACAUCAGCAACAGUACCCCGAGUACAGAUCGAAUUGGGUGCCGCCUCCCCCUCCCCCGCCUCCGCCCUACCCCUAUCACAGAUACUACGCACCACAGCCACCGCCACAAAAACCAGACAUGAUGGAGCUCAUGAUGAUGCAGAGCGCUCAGUUGAACCAGGCUAUCAUGCAGAACAUGCUCUUGGAGAGACUGGCCCCACCACGCGAAGAGCCGAAGCCUGUGGUGUACUACGUGCAACAACCUCCGAUGAGACUGCCCCCCAGACCAAAUGAACUCAACCCCGACUCUCCAUUUGUGACGCCGGAUAUCUACUCUGGCGAGUUUGAUCCACAGCUAGCUCUUUACGAGUCCCACCUCGCCGGUCUAGUACCCUACGACCCCUAUCUCGGAUACCCCAAAGGCAUGGGGUCCGCGGACGCCGAUGAGCAAUCGGCGCUUUUCGGAGGCCGGGGUUCGGAUGGGCCAGAUCCGGUUAGUGUUAUUGGGGGCGGCGUUGAACAACAGAGAAGACCAAAGAGUCCGCCAGCGACAUCGGCUGCGACAGUUUCAGCUUCGAAAGUGUUGAACAAAGAUGACGUCGUCGAAGUUGCCGACAUUCCCCCUCCCCCCUCUCAAUAAGGGAGAAGCAGACAAGAGAAAAUUGUUCACACGAAGACUUCCUUGGACUCUAAAUUAAUUGUCCACCCAUAUUUCAGACCUCAGCCACCUCCACCCCCUGAACCUGCGGCUGCCCCAAAAUCCGACAACAUCGUCUAUUUGCCGAUGCCAUCAAAAAAGUGACCAAACUCUAGGAGCAAUUCAUCAUCAGGGAGUUCAUCAAAUUCUGGGAAUUCAUCAGGGAUAUAUUAGUUUUUUCAGGCUCUGUUCGGCCAUCGACACGAAAUAAACCCAAGGUCACUUGCUUUAUACAAAAUGGAGCAGUAAAUGUAAAUUUAAUUUGUAAAUACAUAUUUAACAAUGACAAAAAUUAAUAAAUCAGGGAAACUAUUUUAU